AUGGGUGGAAGUAGUGCCAUGGGAAAAGAAAUGGCACGAACAAGAAAACAUACCGGAGGAGGAGCCAUCGUAGGUGCAAAGCGAGGAAAUAGCAGUAAACAAGCCGAUGCACAAGCAUUACAAGAUAUGGAAGAUGCACGAUAUACACGUGUGACCCAACAACCAUCAAUUAUUACAUUUGGAACGAUGAAACCGUAUCAGCUUGAAGGACUGAAUUGGAUGAUACGACUACAUGAUUCCGGUGUAAAUGGGAUUUUAGCCGAUGAAAUGGGACUUGGAAAAACUUUGCAGAGUAUUUCUUUGCUUGCGUACUUAAGAGAAGCACGAGGAAUUGAGGGACCUCAUAUUAUUAUUGUACCUAAAAGUACCGUAGGCAAUUGGAUGCGAGAAUUAAAGCGAUGGUGUCCAUCAAUUAAAGCUUUCAAGUUCAUGGGCAGUAAAGAAGAACGUGGGAUGCAGAGAGAAACGGUUGUGAAACAAGACUUUGACGCUUUAGUGUUGUCGUAUGAAGUGGCGAUUAUUGAAAAAGCCAUUUUGCAGAAAAUCAAGUGGAGAUAUUUGCUUAUUGAUGAAGCACAUCGAGUGAAGAAUGAGAACUCAAAACUCUCGCGUGUCGUACGUGAGUUUAAAGUCGAGCACCGCUUGCUUAUUACUGGCACACCGCUGCAGAACAAUUUGCAUGAACUAUGGGCGCUAUUGAACUUUUUGUUACCGGAUAUUUUCUCGGAUGCUGAAGAUUUUGACGCGUGGUUUAAUGUAGACGAAGAAGAAGGACAAGAAAACGUAAUCAAGAAGCUGCACACGAUCUUGCGUCCUUUCUUGCUGCGUCGACUGAAGGCGGAUGUAGAGCACUCGCUGCCGCCAAAAAUUGAGACCAAGCUAUAUGUGGGCUUGUCCGAGAUGCAACGUGAGUGGUACAUGCGCGUGCUGCAUCGUGAUGCCACGCAUUUGAAUGCUAUUGGUGGCAGUGACCGCGUGCGUUUGCUCAACAUCUUGAUGCAGUUGCGUAAGGUAUGCAACCAUCCUUAUUUGUUUGAGGGCGCGGAGCCUGGUCCACCAUACCAGGAAGGUCCGCACCUUUGGGAAAAUUGCGGUAAAAUGACUUUGCUGCACAAACUGUUGCCGAAACUCCAAGUCCAAGGUUCCCGUGUACUGAUUUUCUGUCAGAUGACGUCCAUGAUGGAUAUUCUGGAGGAUUACAUGCGCUAUUUUGGUCACGACUACUGCCGACUGGACGGAUCCACAAAGGGUGAAGAUCGUGACAGCAUGAUGGAGGAUUUUAAUGCUCCGGGAAGCACUAAAUUCUGCUUCCUGCUGAGUACUCGUGCCGGUGGUCUCGGUAUUAACUUGGCUACAGCCGAUAUCGUGAUCUUGUUCGACUCGGACUGGAAUCCUCAGGUGGAUCUUCAGGCGAUGGAUCGCGCACAUCGCAUUGGACAGACAAAAAUCGUGCGCGUGUUUCGUUUCAUUACGGAUGGCACUGUUGAAGAGAAGAUUGUAGAGCGUGCUGAGCGGAAAUUGUAUCUCGAUGCUGCUAUUAUUCAGCAGGGUCGACUUGCUCAGCAGAACCGAAAGCUUUCGAAGGACGAGCUUAUGACAAUGGUGCGCUUUGGUGCCGAUGAAAUCUUCAACGCACGUGGAUCAAUGAUCACGGAUGAUGAUAUCGACGCUAUAUUGGCUCGUGGUGAAGAGCGCACGGAGUCAAUGAAGGAUAAGAUUGCAGCUGAUAUGCAGCACAACUUGGCAAAUUUCUCUUUGUCGGGUGAUAACGGCAAUGCUAGCGUAUCUAGCUUGUACGAGUUCGAGGGGGAAGUAUUUUCAAAGGACACAAACAAUGGAGACAUUCUGCCGUCAACGUUCAUUGCUCUUCCUCAGCGUGAGCGCAAGUCUAAUUACAAUGAAGACGAAUAUUAUCGCCAGCAGGCGGGUUUGUCAAAGCCCAAGAAGCCUAAAAAAUCCGGUUCGGACGCUGCAAAGGUUCCCGUUGUACAUGACUACCAGUUUUUCCAACAGGAGCGCAUGGUAGUACUACUGACAAAGAAGACGCAAAUCGAGAACCGCCGGAAAGAACUUACUCGACUUAUUAAAGAAGCAAAAGCUGAUGAGACACGUGCUAGAGCUCGUAAGGCGAAGCCUGCUGAGGGUGACGACUCAGCUGAGAAUUCAGCAGAGGAAGAGGAAGUCGAUGACACCCGUUCUGCUGCCCUUGAGAAAGAGUUGAAUGAGACGGAGAUGGAUGCUGCGGAUGCGAAGGAGCUGGAAGAUCUUGAAAAGAAGGGUUUUGGUGAUUGGACCCGACGGGACCUUAAGCAGUUUAUCACCAGCUGCGAGCGCUACGGUCGCGCUGACAAGGCACGUGUAUGUGAGGAAGUUUCGCUGGCUCUUGGCAAGGAUGCUGCACAAGUUGAACGGUACUAUGAAACGUUUUGGUCUCGUUUUACCGAGCUUAAGGAUCACGCCAAGUACAUCGAGAAAAUUGAGCGAGGCGAGAAGCGUUUGGAACGCAAUGAAGUGGUGAAACAGGCUUUGGCGCGCAAGUGCAGCCGGUACAGCCAUCCGUUGCGUGAUAUGCGGUUGCACUACCCGGCCGGAUACAAAAGCAAGGGCUAUAUUCUGGAGGAAGAUGUGUUUCUUGUUGUUAUGAUGAACAAGUACGGUCCGUUGGAGCACUGGGGCGAGAUUCGUGACGAGAUUCGUAAGGCAUGGCAAUUUCGCUUUGACUGGUUUUUCAAGUCGCGCACCAUUAGCGAGCUUCAGAAGCGUGGUGAGGUGCUAACUCGAAUGAUUGAGCGCGAGAACGACGAGCUCAAGAGCCGCAACAGCAAAGACGAAGACGAUCUUGCAAAGAAGGCAAGAAAGAGCAGUUCCUCGAGUUUCAAGUCAAAGAGCAAGAGCAGUAGCAGUCGUAGCAAGACGUCAAGCUCGAGCAAGAAACGCAGUAGCUCGUCCAAGCCAUCGUCAUCGAAGAAGCAACGUUUUAGCUAG
Peronospora belbahrii is the source of this 2985-nucleotide messenger RNA. NCBI's taxonomy places the organism in Eukaryota, Oomycota, Peronosporomycetes, Peronosporales, Peronosporaceae. The record is from the annotation of a GenBank genome assembly.